Molecule: messenger RNA, 5880 nt
Organism: Physcomitrium patens
Lineage: Eukaryota; Viridiplantae; Streptophyta; Bryopsida; Funariales; Funariaceae
Product: histidine kinase 1
Biological process (GO): phosphorelay signal transduction system; phosphorylation
Molecular function (GO): phosphorelay sensor kinase activity
Source: RefSeq, a predicted model, not a curated record
CUUGACUCACUCCCUACCCCCUCGAUUGCUUCCUGCCUUCCAAAUGCCCUGUUCUUUGUUGGUUCUCGCGCUGUAUCUCUUUUCUUCGGCAUGAUUCCGAAAGCCCCGAGCCAUCAGUCAGGCCGGGUUGGAUGGAAUGGCCUCCCUUCCGCGUCCUCCCUCACCAUCACUUUCUUCUCUCCUCGCGUCUGCUCUCUUUUUCCCGUGAUCUUUCGCUCACUGACUGGCGAACCCACUGAAACCAUCUAGGGUUAGCUCGUAAUUGUGUUCCUUGUGUGUUUCUGACUCCUGGCGCGUCGCCGUUUGCAGCAGAUUGUUCAGCGGAUUUUUUGUUGGCCUAGGCGAUUUGCACCUGAAUCCCUUAUCUUGGGUUUUCGGUGUCGUCACCAGCGGCAGGAGGCCUCACUUGGGACGUCUUAGAAUGGUACAGUGCUCCUCUUGCUCUCUUGAAGUUUGGGUUGCCAAGCUCUAGCGGACACUGCUGGUGUCGGAGGUUGUGGAGAGAUUUAUCCCCAGAAUCAGUGGGGCUGAUUUAGUAGCAGUGUCGGCAGAAGGGUGUUUUUAACCCUUCUGCGACUCUUAUUCAUGUCAAGGAGCUGUUUCGUUGGAGAAGCGAGGCACAUUGAGGGGAUACCGCCAUCGCGUGCGAGAUCAUGAGUUGAGUAUGAGUGAAGGAUUUGAGGAAGUUGUUUUGGGGUUAUUGGCUUUCUGAUUGGGUUCAAGGCUGGUACCAUAUCCCGGAAAGAUACACCUCGCAGCCGACCGUAGUUCGUACGAAAUAUGAUGAGGGCGCCGUAGUCAAUCAUAUCAGGUCAAGUCAUCAGGUCAACCUGGUGUGGCCCAGGGAUCCAUGUGACGUCGUGCUCACCACCGCGGUACUUCGAUGUACCAGUCAAGCUCAUGGGGCUUGACAAUAUUGGUGUUAAUGACUGCAGUUUUGUCAUUCGUAUUCAACCCAUCAACCUUAGAGCAUAACUUGAACACUGGGCGAGGGCCUUGGGGAGAGAAUUUGGGCGAGUUAUCGAAAUGGAUAUGGGUGCAUCAAAUCCUUGCAAAAUGAGGUUCCCUACGAUUCUCUCCGUAAGUAGCUGUGCAGCCAGCUGAGGAGGAUGAGUAGUGAGCAACAUCUAGCACCCACAAGUUGCGUCCCAGCAGUCAGAGCAGAAAGAUUCUGCGCAGUUGUGCUGGAUGCUCCAUUUUAUUUAGAAAAGUUGAAAGGAGAGCAUGAGUCCCCAGCUAAAGACACACCAGAGAAUAUCUGUGCUUCUUCAAUGUGGGGGAGCAUGACGAAGUGGUUCACGGUGCUCUCUCAUUGUUAUGAUCGUUGCCGCGGGGGCCGGCUUAGCCCGCCGCGUGCUUUCGAUCCUGAAAAUGAGCAGCAGGACAAUGGAUUUCGACGUUCGCAUCGUCGAAGAUACUACUACAGCAUGUUCUCUGUUCGCCUGGCGAUCAUGAUCAUGUUAGCUGUCUUGAUAGCGUUGUUGACCAUUUUAACGUGGCACUUCACCACGGUGUACACCACAAGAUCAAUCAAGAAUUUGGCGUAUGGUUUACGCACGGAGCUUUUGAACCGCCCUAUUGCUCGCAUGUGGAACCUGCUGAACAACACGGUUGAAGCCACUUUGAGCCAGGUCCAGCUCUCACAGUUCGUGGUAGGGCAAUACACUCUUCCGAUGGAUGCAGCCACGCAAGUGCAGGUUCAUAGGAGCAUGAGGAAUGCGACUUGGGCGAUUUUCGCUAGUCGGAAAUCUGCAAAGUCUAUUAUAGUCGCAUACAGAAAUGGCCAACUGCAAGCAUUUGAUAGAGAUUCGACCACCAACAAUACCAUCUAUGUAUACACAAAUGCAUCGGCUGGCGACCCUUUGGGCGGAGUAGAUUUGCUUAGCCCCUCUCCUGCUGCUGCUCCUUUAACAGAUGCUCCGGUGACGACGUGGCCGGAUGGUCCUGUUAAUACUAGCAACAUAACCUGGUACACCGAGACGGUCAACUCUUACACCGGUGGAUCCAGUUCUCCGCCUAAUGUCACUCAAUCAUACGAUUUGUCGAAAAGUAUCGACGACGUGCUAUUUCUGAGGAACACCGAGGUCACAUGGCGCGUGACUGUCAGUGAAUUCGAGGAUACACCGCUUUUGUCCAGUGCGGCUCCUAUUCGUCAUCAGGGUUCAGACAUGAUUGUGGCGGUGACUGGCAUCACAACUGCACUCUCCAGUAUUAGCCAGUUCCUUCGGGAACUCACGUCUACGCACAGCGGCUACUUGUACUUAACAACAUCGAAGGGUCAGCUUCUGGCGGCUUCCACGAAUUCAUCAAUGAUAAACACCUCGGGGCCCAUUAGAACCCUUGUGAUGGCUAAUGAAUCCAGCGACGCAGUCAUAAAAGCUGGGGCUCAAUGGCUGAAUGAACGCUAUGGUUUUGAGGGGCUAGUGCAAACGGUGGUUCAUGCCGAGAAUGUCGUCCUGGAGGGUAAACGUUAUUACAUCGACACGUUUUGUUUGUCGCUUCCCCGACUGAAAAUGGUUGGUGUGAUUAUCAUACCAAGAACGUAUGUAAUGGGGGAAGUUGAUCGAAGGGGAAAAGCCACGUUGGCUAUAUUGAUUGCAAUCUCUAGUUGCAUACUUCUUGUGGGCUGCGUCUUUAUCAUAUUUUUUACAAGUGGCGUGUCCACUGAGAUGAAACUGAGAGCUGAGCUAAUCAAACAUCUGGAUGCAAGAAGGCGAGCGGAGGCAUCUAGUAACUACAAAAGUCAGUUUUUAGCAAACAUGAGUCACGAGCUCCGGACACCGAUGGCUGCUGUAAUAGGUCUUCUGGACAUACUUUUAUCUGACGAUUGUCUUUCAUCGGAGCAAGUGAACAUGGUGUCUCAAAUACGCCGCUGCUCCACAGCACUUCUUCGCCUACUGAACAACAUUUUGGAUAUCAGCAAGGUGGAGUCCGGCAAGCUUGUCCUUGAAGCGGCCGAUUUUGAUCUUAACCGGGAGCUUGAAGGUUUAGUGGAUAUGUUUUCAGUGCAGUGCGUGGACCAUGACAUUGAGAUUGUACUGGACUUAGCUGAUGAUAUGCCCCGAAUGGUCAGAGGAGAUUCUGCACGCACAGUACAGAUUUUUGCCAACUUGAUUGCGAAUUCUGUCAAGUUUACUUCUUCUGGGCAUGUGAUUCUUCGAGGUUGGAGCGGUUCUACAAACAUGUCAGCCAAUGCAAUGAGGAGUGGGUUGCUGUUUGGCACAAAUGAUAUGUGGGAACCAAAUUGGCAGGGCGAUGUAACAGGGGGAACUAACAAUCAGGAUCUGGGAAAGUUUCUUCUGUGGUUUGAAGUGGAAGACACUGGAUGUGGUAUUGAUUCGAGCAAAUGGGAAGCUGUAUUUGACAGUUUUGUUCAGGCGGAUCCCUCCACUACUAGAACGUAUGGAGGAACAGGCCUUGGACUUUGUAUAGUUCGUUCUUUGGUUCGGAAAAUGGGAGGAGACAUCAAAAUUGUGAAGAAAGAAGGGCCUGGGACACUGCUUCGUUUGUACCUUGUGGUUGGCCAACCAGUUGAUAGUGAACCUGAGAUGCCUCGUAUGUCUGUUCCUUUCGAGCUGGAGAACGCUAAGGUGCUACUUGCAAUGAAAGGAGAUGUAGGAAGAGGCAUUCUGGCUCAAUGGAUGCAUUACAGAGGGCUUCAUGUGUAUGAGGCAUCUGAGUGGGAUGAAGCAGUUCAAGUUCUUGAAGAUCUCUUGACGGAUGAGCAUAGCGGUAGCUGGGGUAAUGGCACUGAUGAAGGUGAGUUCGUUUCGCCCGAAGCAAAAUAUCGAAAAUCUGGCCGAUCAAUCGGAGCAUCUCGUGAUGCUAAGGAGAUACCUGACGAUGAAGUAAGCUUGGUCUUAUCAGGAAAUCCAGAGCAAUGGGAGAUGCAGAAUUUCAAGUCUCUAGCUGUACUCGACUCUGAGCUAAUACCUUGGUCGGAGAAUUCGAAACAAGUCGAAUCCAUGCUUGAUGUAUUAGAUGAAUUUAGAGAUCGGGGCAUUUUGAUCUCAUGGCUUUUCACACAUGAUACUCCAAAUGCGCUCAAGACGCAGUUGCGGCGAAGAGGUUAUUCGAUCACUGCAAAUCAACCUUUAUAUAAGUCUAAACUGUUGCAAUUAUUGACUUCUAUGCUGGGAUGCAUAGAAAGAGGAAGCUCUAGGCAUUCAAUUUUCGACCUUCAAGCAUCGCCUGUAAUGAGCAACGGACACCGCAAUUCAGGAUACUUUGACGACAUCAAAUCUGCUGCUAUUGACCGCUAUGAACUGGAAAAGCAACAGUCACAGGUUCAGAGCAAGCUCGGGCUUUCAGGAUCCAGCAAGUCUCUGCCUAAGGUGCUGGAGGAUCUACCUUCUAAGGACCUGGGAGGCACGGAUCAAGGAUCUAAGCGAUUUUCAGUGAUUGAAAGAAAACCUGGAAACUCAGUUAACAACAAUCCAAGCGGCGCUCAGGGGUUCUUGCCUUUGACACAUGAGCAUGUGAAACUAGAGUCCAUUAUCCUCAGUAACUAUGGUCCAUCAGGUAAUCCAAUUAGUGUACCUGUUAGCUCGAAUAUUGAUGCCACCGGCGGUUCCAGCGAGUUGCCGGAAACACCUCUUCUUUCUGCUAACGCAGAUUCACCUUCAAUAUUACCCAUGAGCAAUUUUAGAGGAGAUGGAAGCGAUGGUCAUCAUGUCGUGCAUAUCUCUCCAUCCAUGAGUCUUCUAUCGAAUCAAUCACAUUCAGAGGCAUCUAAACCCCAAGAUGCAUCGAACUGGUCUAAUCAGGAUGCCACCAAGACACAAGCCUUAGUUACUCAUUCGAAUGAGACUAAGGAGCCAAGCAUUCGUGGGAAUGGCGAUCCACCGGGCAUUGGGGUUCCUCGAACCCUCCAUGAACUUGAGGACAGAACUAGAGAACGAGACUUGAAAAAUGUUCACAAGAAUGAAACUGUUCUUCAUGCUGUUAGUAAUCAGAUAGAAUCCCCUGGACCUCCUCCUCCUCCUCAAGUUUCGCCCUCACCAAAUCCUGUUGUCUCACGACCCGCCUCUGACGCAAAGCCAAGUACACGAAGUGUUCCAGCCAGAAAGGCUUCUGCGAAUCGGUUGGGUCCCAGUAAUGCAUUGGCUGGCAUUCGCAUCCUGCUCGCUGAGGACACACCAGUUUUGGCAAAAGUUGCCACCAUCAUGUUGGAAAAGAUGGGUGCGCGCGUUGUUGCAGUGGGUGACGGAUUACAAGCUGUUGAAACUAUUGGCAGAUCUCGUGAAGCUCAAAACGUUGCAGAGACUGGGGAAUCCACGACUCCUCCGACUGUAGACAAGUUCGAUCUUGUGCUUAUGGAUUGUCAGAUGCCGAGAAUGGACGGAUACGAGGCCACUAAAGCCAUUCGAAAAGCGGAGGAGGGAAAGGAUUGGCACUUACCGGUUGUUGCUUUAACUGCCCAUGCAAUGUCAUCCGAUGAAGCGAAGUGCCUGCAAGUGGGAAUGGAUGCAUACCUCACAAAACCGAUCGACAGCAAACUCAUGGUGUCAACGAUUCUUGGUUUAACCAAGAAAGGAACAGGGUGAGAGAGCGUUAGUUCAUUCUCCGAGGAUAGUGACCCCGAUGUCAAGCACUGAUACUUCUUUUUUUUUUUCUUUUUUUUUUUUUUUUUUUUUUUUUUUACUGGUGGCCACGCUUUUUUCCAAGUGGGUAACAUGAUCACCUUCUUGAUUGAACCAUAUUUUUCAUUUUUAGGCAGUUCUAGACUGUUGUGCAGCUUGUCGAAGGAAGAUUCUCAUGCAGACACCAUAUUUUUUUAGAUGUUCGACCGCCAACUUCAAAUGUUUUUCAGUAUUGCCCACCCCAGGGCCACCCUUUUAUAUUGUAAUUGUGACGUUGGAUCCUGUCUCUUAUCCACUA